AUGAACAGAGAAAUGAAGCGCGGAGAGGAGGAGGAGGAGGGGCGCGAGCCCACAGGUGAGGAGGAGGAGGAGGAGGGGCGCGAGCCCACAGGUGAGGAUGAGGAGGAGGGGCGCGAGCCCACAGGUGAGGAGGAGGAGGGGCGCGAGCCCACAGAUGAGGAGGAUGAAGGUGAGGACGAUGAAGAGCAGAAAAACAAAGAUGGCGGCGAUGAAGAUGCUGCUACCACAAAGAAGACCGUGUGUGCAGACAGGAAGUGUGUUCCAGGUAUCCUCUACCUGGGUCACAUCCCUCCGAGGCUCCGCCCCAAACACCUGAGAAACCUUCUGUCAGUUCACGGAGAGAUUGGACGCGUCUUCCUACAGCCAGAAGACAGCCAGGUGAGGAGGAGGAAGAAGAAGUCGGGAUUGCGCAGAUGCGACUUCACUGAAGGGUGGGUGGAGUUCAGAGAUAAGCGGGUGGCGAAGCGAGUGGCGGCGUCGCUGCACAACACGCCGAUGGGAACCAGGAAGCGGCAGCGGUUCUCCUCAGACCUGUGGUGCAUCAAGUACCUGCACAGGUUCCAGUGGACUCACCUGAGCGAGCGCUUGGCCUACGAGCAGACAGUGCUGCAGCAGAGACUCCGAACCGAAGUGUCGCAGGCCAAGAAGGAAACCAGCUUUUACCUGAACAAUGUGGAGAAGAGCGCUCACCUGGACAAGCUGAGGAAGAAGAGGCAGAGAGACGGAGAACAGGUGGACGAGAAGACGUGGGACUUCACUCAGCGUCAGACAGAGGAGGAGAUCCAGAGGAAGAAGAAGAAGAAGAAGGACUUGCUUGCCCAGAAGCACCUGGACAAAGCCCGCCUCCUCCAGCAGAAGAGCCAAUCAAACGUCUCACUGCUGGCCAAGAUCUUCAACUCCAACCAAUCAGAGAGACAGCAGGGAGGUACCUGAUUGGCUGUUGGACUGUUUUCAAAGACACUUUGUGGUAAACGCUGUAACGCCCACCAUCAGCAGCCAAUCACAGCUGAGAAGGAGGCGGAGCCAACGACCCUGGAUCCAGUCAGAUCAAGAGGCGUUCACAUCGUCGUUCUUCAGGACGAGUGACUUCCACACUUUGAGAAUCUGCAGCUGAACUCUGGUUGUGAUUCCAGGUUCAGAUUCUGCAGGUUAACUCCUCAUAGCUGUGGCUCCAGAUGUCUUUCAUGCAGUUCCUUCAGGUUCCUGCAUGAACUUUAGGCUGGUUUGGACUUUCUACAACCACUAAUAAUUUUUUUGAUAUUCUGUAGAGAUUUUGUUUUUUCCUUGUAUGAUAUCAGAUUUUGUCAGUGUUACUCCAAAUAAACAAACAUUUAAGGUAAACAUAAACAAUAUGUUUCCCAAAGAUGA
Molecule: messenger RNA, 1368 nt
Organism: Stegastes partitus (bicolor damselfish)
Lineage: Eukaryota; Metazoa; Chordata; Actinopteri; Pomacentridae
Gene: abt1
Product: activator of basal transcription 1
Exons: 4
Coding region: 1-933 (310 amino acids)
Biological process (GO): endonucleolytic cleavage to generate mature 5'-end of SSU-rRNA from (SSU-rRNA, 5.8S rRNA, LSU-rRNA); small-subunit processome assembly; endonucleolytic cleavage in ITS1 to separate SSU-rRNA from 5.8S rRNA and LSU-rRNA from tricistronic rRNA transcript (SSU-rRNA, 5.8S rRNA, LSU-rRNA)
Cellular component (GO): nucleolus
Molecular function (GO): RNA binding
Source: RefSeq, a predicted model, not a curated record